AAAUCUGAUCCAUAUUUGAUUGUAUCAUUGGGUAAAUGUGUUAUUAAUGAUCGUGAUGAUUAUAAACCGAAAACAUUAAAUCCGGUAUUUGGAAAAUAUUAUGAAUUUGUAGCACAUUUACCAAUGGAUUCUUUACUUAGUAUACAGAUGAUGGAUCAUGAAAGAGUUGGAGCAGAUACAUUGAUUGGAGAAACACAUAUUGAUAUUGAAAAUCGUUUCCAUAGUGCUCAUCGUGCUACUUGUGGAUUAAUGCCUAAAUAUUAUGCUCAUGGCUAUUGUCAAUGGAAAGACAGUCAACAACCAACGGAAAUAUUAGCUAAGCUAUGUGAAAAAUAUGGUAUUGAGCAGCCUGUUUAUAAUAUAUUGGAGAAUAAAAUCACCAUAGGCAAUGAGUCGUUUUUUGCUAAUACAGAAAUCCGAAAUGAAACUGGUAUAACAGUUAAAUCAGUAGAACCAUUGGCCUUAGAAGCAUUACAUAAUUGGUCAUUGAUUACAAACAAAGAUGUGAAAUUAGUUAGUGAACAUGUGGAAACACGUUCUUUAAAACAUCCCGAUAAUCCAGGUUUAAUUCAAGGUCGACUACAAAUGUGGAUUGAUAUGUUUGAAAGAGAAGUUGCUGUUCCACCACCGGCUAUAAAUAUUUCACCACGUGUACCAGCUGGAUAUGAAUUACGUGUUAUUGUGUGGAAUACAGCUGAUGUAAAACUUACUGACACUUCAUUAUUCUCUUCUGAAAGAAGUUCUGAUAUUUAUGUUAAAGGAUGGGUAAAAGGUGUUGGAAUUGAUGAUCAAAAAACUGAUGUUCAUUAUAGAUCAUUAUCUGGUGAAGGAAAUUUCAAUUGGCGUUUUAUAUUUCCAUUUGAUUAUAUUAAAGCAGAAGAUAGAAUAACUUAUCCAAUUAAAGGAACAUUCGAUAUUGAACCACAUAUGAUUAAAGCUAAUUGUGAAUUGACAUUACAAGUAUGGGAUGCUGAUAUUAUUACAAGGGAUAAUUUUAUUGGAUCACUGACAAUGCGUCUAUCAUCCUUGCCACGAUGUGCGAAAACUGCAAAAAGUUGUGGGUUACAUCAAUUAGAACCAGAUUGUCCAAGAUUUUCAAUGUUUAAGAAUAGAACUGCACGUGGUUGGUGGCCAGUUACUGAUGAAGAAGAUGAAGAAAUUAUCGUUCAAGGUAAAGUUGAAUGUCAGUUGGAAAUGUUGAAUAGUGCUGAAGCCGAAAGUAAUCCUGCUGGCUUAGGUCGUGAAGAACCAAAUGGACUGCCAAAACCAGAGUUGAUGGAUGUUUUACAACGGUGGAUCAAUGUUUCAUACAAAUUUAUUAGCAUGUAGAAAUUGUAUUUUCAGUCUUAUGGCAAUUGAUAGUCAAUGUGGGAUUAAAAUCGACGUUAAUCAAUAUCUUAGUUAGAGACGAUAUCGCUAUAUGUUCCAGUUGUAAAUGACUAUUUAUAUGAUGGAAAUGUUUACACAGACUGAUUACUGAGUGGUAGACAAUAUCAUAUAUUUAACGUAAGGAUUUAUCGAGAUUGUUGGAUUUUAUGGCUUAUGUAGCUAAUCGACCUUAGUUAGACUGCCACUGGAAACCAAGGAGGAUUGGAUAAUGGCCUUAUAUUGGUAUAAGGCUAUUCAGCAGUGUGCAUUCGCAAACCUACUAAAAACUGAUCCCAGGACUAUCAGACCUAGAGACGAAAGCUACUUCUUUAAAUCACUGAGUUAGGAUCCAAUACCACACUCGAAUCUCACUAGUUACGACUUGUCAAAAAAACUCCGGCAAUUUUCGACCAGAUGCAUCAUUUAUGAAAUUCCUUGGACCAUUGAAUACUCUUCGUUACUUAGUCAAAUAUCGUUUAAAGUGGAUAUUGAUCAAAAUCUUUGUCAUAUUCUUGGUUUGUUUAAUUGUCUUCUUAUUUCUAUACAGUUUCCCUGGUGCUAUUGUUCAAAAAAUGGUUAAUGGUUAAUUAUACACACAUACACAGAUACAUAUAUACAAUAUAAUUCAGUUGGAAAUAAAUGACUUCGAAACUCACUGAUUGAUUUUCCCUUAUUUAGGUAUUAUUGAUUUAUUUCUUAACUGAGACAAACAAUACACAAACAUUAUACAGUAUAUGAUUAUAAUAGGCAUGUAUAAAAUAUAACGUUGAUUUAGAUGACAUCUGAGUGAUGCAUAUUUACAGUUCAUAUAACGAAUGACAAUGACUAUGAACUGUAGUGAUAGAUGAAUGAAUCAAUGUUAUUUUAAACAUUUUAUUUAAAUACAAAUAUUGCAUAAUUAAAAUUUAAUGUUUAUUAUCACUUAGUUACGCCUCUUACCCUCUAAUGGGAGAGAAAAGGCCGACCACUAGCAUUUUCCAGACAACUCUGUCCUUGAUAAUCCUUUCCAGUUGCUAUUCAUUCUUUCCAUAUCUGCUUAGAAUUCCCAACGUAAUGUGUUCUUACUUAUUCCUCUUCUCAGUUUCCAUUCAUGAUUCCAAGUUAGUGAAUACUUCGUGAUGCAGUUUGAUGGUGUCAACAAUGUAUCUCUU
Messenger RNA from Schistosoma curassoni, 2519 nucleotides. The record is from the annotation of a GenBank genome assembly. Lineage: Eukaryota; Metazoa; Platyhelminthes; Trematoda; Strigeidida; Schistosomatidae.